AUACUUAAUAUUAUGUAGGUACCUAGGUAUGUGUAUUUAAGUGUAAUAUGAGUGACUUGAAGAAAUCCAUGUUAUUAAAGAGAUUUGGUAGUGUUAUUCACCUGUAUUAGGUACAUAACGUAACACAGCAGUUAUAAAAAUUUCAUCCUUCAUUAAUAUGAGUGCUCUGUCUUUCAUUAAGUCGACUAAAGGCAAAGUUUUGCUUGGCACAGUGGUCGUGCUUCAUGCUUCUAUUUACUUCGCUAAACCGUCAUUUUUCAAGGCCGAGGACAAAGUUAAAAACCAAGUGUCACCGCCUAAAUACUUGCCAGAGAAAUAACAUAUAACCUUCAGUUGUAUUGAAACGAGAGACCCGGAAGUCGGUCAUCCGGAACGUCACGAAAUUCAUGUUUUAUAGAAGUAUUUUAACGACCACCUCAGGUCUGUUUCGUGGUGGUAUUGCUAUUGUAAGGAACAUGAGUGCAAAAGGACGAUAUCAAAUAUACGUGACGAGGUCUGAUAUGCCAGAGAGUGGAGUGCAACUUCUAAAAGAUCAAUGUGAUGUUAAUCUAUGGAAUCAACCUUCUCCAGUGCCGAGAGCCGAAUUAUUGAAAGAAGUGGCUGGUGUUAAUGGUAUCUACUGUUCUUUAACUGAUAAGAUUGACACAGAGCUAUUAGACGCAGCAGGGCCUAGUUUGAAGGUUGUGGCUACUAUUUCUGUGGGCCAUGAUCAUAUUGAUGUAGCAGAGUGCAAGAAAAGGGGUGUCCGUAUUGGGUACACUCCGGAUGUUUUGACUGAUGCUACUGCUGAAUUAACUCUAGCCCUGCUCUUGGCUACAUCACGUCGAGUUCCUGAAGCUAUAUAUGAAGCCAAAACCGGUGGUUGGGUUUCAUGGGCACCCACUUGGAUGACAGGACCUGGACUGGCUGGUGCCACUGUUGGAAUUGUUGGAUUUGGUAGAAUAGGUCAGGCAGUAGCACGAAGGGUGAAAGCAUUCAACACAGAAAGAAUCAUUUAUUUUAAUCGCAGUCAUAGACCUGAAGAGAAGGAAACUGGUGCUGUCAAAGUCAGUUUCGAUGAACUCCUCACCCAAAGCAACUUUGUGAUUUGUUGUGCGGCACUAGUUCCUGAAACCAAAGAGAUAUUCAACAAGGAAGCGUUUGAAAAGAUGAAGAAUACAGCCAUUUUUGUAAAUACAAGUCGUGGUGGAACUGUUGAUCAAGAUGCUUUGAUUGAAGCACUGAAAACCAAUAAGAUCAGGGCAGCCGGUUUGGAUGUUACGUCUCCUGAACCACUACCUUUGGAUAAUCCAUUGUUCAAGCUGAGCAAUUGUGUGGUUCUACCUCAUAUAGGAAGUGCUACGAUUGAAGCUAGGAACACCAUGAGUGAACUAACAGCAAGGAAUAUACUAGCUGCCCUUCACGGUACUGACAUGCCGGCUGAGUUGAAGUGAAACUUUGACUCUUAUUUUAAAAUUCAUGUAUAAGAAAGAGUAUUUGCUAUGCAUUUUGUCAAAUUAGUAACCAUGAAUAAAAUUCAUGAAAAUUA
Messenger RNA from Bombyx mandarina (wild silkworm), 1528 nucleotides. Its product is annotated as glyoxylate reductase/hydroxypyruvate reductase. Gene Ontology annotation, cellular component: cytosol. Lineage: Eukaryota; Metazoa; Arthropoda; Insecta; Lepidoptera; Bombycidae. Gene Ontology annotation, molecular function: hydroxypyruvate reductase (NADH) activity; NAD binding; glyoxylate reductase (NADPH) activity. The record is from RefSeq and is a predicted model, not a curated record.